GCGCUUCCGCAAUUACCACAAAUCAUACACAUUUGUUUGAAAUAAAACAAUCAGCCAAUGGGUACGUUCACCAAUCAAUUAUGAAUUUUUCUUGAACUUUGAUAAUCUGAGCGUAUAAAAUGGGCUACAUUUCAUUGGGAGGCGUAGCUUUUUGCUAAACACUUCCCAGUGACCGUUCCACAGCGAUGUUGAGAUUAAGCCCAGAAGACCCGAAGGCAGUUAUGCCUGUCGUGAAGCGUCUGUUGAAGUUGUCCGGAUUAACCCAAGAGACGACGCGCUUUGGAGCAAUCAACUUCCUGAAUUUGUUCAUCUACAUUGCUGCCGUUUUGGUACCGAAGGUGUGCUUUCCCUAUCCCAACACCGAAGCCAUGAUACGAGGCUUAAGUGAGCUAAUCUUUUUCACCAACGUUUACGUGGGCUUCUUCUGCUUCAUCAGUCAGCAUCGCCACUACAGAGAUCUGCUGAAUGCGAUUGACUCCUUCGUUGAUGUGGUGUACCCCACUGCGACUCAUCCGUCAGAUUCCCCGUCGGAGCAAAUUCUGAUCAAGUUUAAUGUAAAGAUACAAAAGCUAUCGGUAGUGUUCUGCUGGUACAUAGCGGUGACAGCCACCUUCUACUGGCUGGCACCAUGCCUGAUGACGUACCGCUCUAUAUACAAGGCAUCGGUUAGUGUUGAAAAUGGAUCGGUCCAAUCGAUCCAGUACUACCCUAACCUGGAGGAAUCGUUUUACUGGCUUGAUAAUCAUAGUUCUGUGUACGGUUAUGCCGCGUUUAGCAUAGUAGCGCUGCUAGUGUUUACUGUCGCUUCGUACAACAAUGCCACAAAGCUGCUAACCAUCUUAACCACGAUCAAGUAUUGCAACACGCUUCUUCAGCUGGUCAUUAUAGAGGUUGAUAACUUGAACCACGCCACCUCAAAUGCCAUCGAUCGAGAGUUGAAACAAGUGAUUCAAUUGCAUCAGCGGGCUGUUCGCUGUGUCGCGCUACUCAAUCAAACGCUAAGCUUUGUAAUUACCGUACAGCUCGCUCUGUGCAUCCUGACCUGGUGCUUCACGCUUCUCUACAUCCUCACCGUUGGGCUGGAUGUGACGGGAAUGAACGGAUUGCUGAUUAUGUUCAACAUGACGCUCGAGAUGUUUGGCUACUGUUUCUUCUGCACCGAACUAGCCACCACCGGUACGCUCAUUGCCCGCCAAUCGUACGAGUUCCGAUGGGAGGAACAUGAUCGGAAAAUUCAAAAAAUGAUUUCAACCAUUGUGGCCCGCAGUCAGCUACCGCUACGCAUUACGGCGUGCGGAUUCAUCACGGUCAACGUGGAGCUAUUCGCCAAGGUGAGAAUGCAAGUGUGUUUGCGUACUAAUAGUCGAUCGAGAAUGUAUUCUCCUCCUGGAAACAUGUUGUCUUUCAGGUCAUUAAGACAACUUACUCGGUUUUCAUUGUGCUGAAGGAUUUCAUAUAAAGCCUGGGAUGGUGCAGUUAUUCAUUUGUUAAUUGCGUCAAACAUUUAGCUCCAAAGUUGACUAAGACAUGCAUAUGUCAGCCCGUCCUGCACGUUUCGUACCGUAGGCUGACGUCGUUGCCUGAAUGUCCCAUUUGUGCUACGCACGGUAGAGUAUAAUUGGAAUCGAAAUAAACGAAGCAAGAUAUAACUCACGAGAGCAUACCAUAACGAAUGAGCUUUUCUUUUUAAAUCACCCAAUCAAUGUAAUGUCAACUUCCAACGACAUUUGUUU
This is a messenger RNA of Anopheles coluzzii, 1733 nucleotides long. RefSeq lists its product as uncharacterized. Gene Ontology annotation, cellular component: plasma membrane. The transcript is spliced from 3 exons. Gene Ontology annotation, biological process: detection of chemical stimulus involved in sensory perception of smell; sensory perception of smell. Bases 186 to 1445 code for a protein of 419 amino acids. The record is from RefSeq and is a predicted model, not a curated record. NCBI's taxonomy places the organism in Eukaryota, Metazoa, Arthropoda, Insecta, Diptera, Culicidae. Gene Ontology annotation, molecular function: odorant binding; olfactory receptor activity.